Spodoptera frugiperda (fall armyworm) is the source of this 7697-nucleotide messenger RNA. RefSeq names its product protein PFC0760c. The coding region runs from base 88 to 7155 and encodes 2355 amino acids. The record is from RefSeq and is a predicted model, not a curated record. NCBI's taxonomy places the organism in Eukaryota, Metazoa, Arthropoda, Insecta, Lepidoptera, Noctuidae. The transcript is spliced from 4 exons.
AUAGGACCUUUCACUCAGUACUUUGUGAGCCCUUGGAGCAAAGAGUGAUAUAACAGUGUAACAGUGUGUUUGUCUUGUGUUAUCAAAAUGCGUUUGUUGUCGAUUCUAGUUUGUGUGGCAUUAGUUUCAAUAGCCCACGCGAAACUAUAUCAUAAAUACCCAAAACCGAAGUUGAAUUACAUACAACUAUACAACUCCCAUAAUUAUAAAUACAAGCCCUUACUACCUGAGGAAAGAAGAAGACUGGCGUUGUUUCCAAAGAAUCCUAUGAGGUACAUGGUAUCACUGGAACCAACGGACAAUGAUCCCAAGCCAUACUUGGAAAAGAAGAAACCGCUGAUGAAAAAAUUUGAGCAAAUGAUCACGGAUAAUGAAAUAAAACGAACAAAACAGGAAGAUAUUCUUGAAGAAGCUGAUAUAGUACAAAAACCAAUUGUAGAGGUGGAUGUAAUCAAAGAAGUCAGUAUUGAAAUUGUAGAAGAUAAGCCAGAUGAAAGUGAAUCUCAACAUACUGCCAGUGAACCAAGUGUCGUAAUUGAAUCGGAAGCCCCAAAAGACAAUAAUGAUAAAGAAAUUAUUGUUCAGUUAGAAGAAAUUAUAUUGCCACCAAAAACUGAACUUGCAACGAUGAUAGAAAAUGACAACGGUGGAGAGUUACCAAAUGGAGAAGAAACAGAUAAAUAUUCAAGUGAAAACGAAGUAGUUGGUGUAACAGAAAAGGACAAUGUUAGCAACGAAGACAGUGAAAUCCAAAAACAUGUCAAUGUAACGCAAGGUAAACUAAGUGAUACAAUUGAAUCAAUAGACAACAGUGAUAAAGAAAUUAUUGUUCAGUUACAAGACAUUAUAUUGCCACCAAAAAGUGAACUUGAAGCUAGUAUAGAAACCAAAAAUGAUGAAGUUUUAUCAAAUGGAGAAGAAACAAAUAAAUAUUCAAGUGAAAACGAAGUAGUUGAUGUAACAGAAAAGGACAGUGUUAGCAAGGAAGACAGUGAAUUCCAAAAACAUGUCAAUGAAAUGCAAGAUGAACUAAGUGAUAUAAUUGAAUCUGUAGUCUCAUUAGACAACAGUGAUAAAGAAAUCAUUAUUCAGGUGGAAGAUAUUAUUUUGCCACCAAAAACUGAACUUGAAGCUAGUGUAGAAACCAAAGAUGAUGAAGAAAAGGAAAAUGUUAGCCAAGAACCAGGUGAACUAAGUGAUAUAACAAAAUCUGAAGACGUACUAGACAAAGAAAUUAUUAUUCAGCUAGAAGAUAUUAUAUUACCACCAAACAUUGAAGUUGAAGCUAUACUAGAAAAUAAAAGUGGUGAAAUGUUAUCAGAUGCUGAAGACACAAAUAGAGUUGAUGAUGCAACUGAAAAGAGCAACCAAGAAAGUGAGUUCCAAAAACUUGUCAAUGAAAAGCAAGAUGGACCAAGUGAUAUAAUUGAAUCUGGAAUCCCAAUAGACAACAGUGAUAAAGAAAUUAUUAUUCAGGUGGAAGAUAUUAUUUUGCCACCAAAAACUGAACUUGAAGCUAGUAUAGAACCCCAAAAUGAAGUUUUGCUAAAUGGAAAAGAAACAGAUAAAUAUUCAAGCGAAAACGAAGUUGGCGAUAUAACAGAAAAGGAAAAUAUUAGCAACGAAGACAGUGAAUUCCAAAAACAUGACAAUGAAAUGCAAGAUGUACUAAGUGAUAUAAUUGAAUCUGUAGUCUCAUCAAACAAUAUUGAUAAAGAAAUCAUUAUUGAGGUGGAAGAUAUUAUAUUGCCACCAAAAACUGAACUUGAAGCUAAUUUAGAAACCAAAAAUGAUGAAGUUUUACCAAAUGGAGAAAAAACUCAAAAUGUUAGCAAUGAAGAAAGGGAUUUCCAAAAUGAUGUCAGUACAGAACAAGGUGAACUAAGUGAUACAAUAAAAUCUGAAGACGCAAUAGACAAGGAAAUUAUUGUUCAGUUAGAAGAUAUUAUAUUGCCUCUUGAACUUGAAGCUAUGGUAGAAAAUAAAAGUGAUGAAGUGUUACUAGAUGCUGAAGACAACAAAGAAAGUGAAUUCGAAAAACAUGUCAAUGAAAUGCAAGAUGUACUAAGUGAUAUAAUUGAAUCUGUAGUCUCAUUAGACAACAGUGAUAAAGAAAUUAUUAUUCAGGUGGAAGAUAUUAUUUUGCCACCAAAAACUGAACUUGAAGCUAGUAUAGAAACUAAAAAUGAUGAAGUUUUACCAAAUGAAGAAAUAACAAAUAAAGAUUCAAGUGAAAACAAAGAAGACUAUGUAAUAGAUAAAGAUAAUAUUAGCAACGUAGAAAGCGAAUUCCAAAAUGAUGCCCGUGAAGAACAAGGUGAACUACGUGAUGUAAUAGAAUCUGGAGCUCCAUUAGACAAAAGUGAUAAAGAAUUGAUUGCUCAAUUGGAAGAUAUUGUAUUGCUGCCAAAAACUGAACUUAACGCCAGUGUAGAAAACAAAACGGGUGAAGUUUUACCAGACGUUAAAGAAACAAAAGAAAGCGAAUCUAACGAUGAUCCCAGAGAAAAGCAAGAUGAAUUAAACAAUGUAAUUGAAUCUGAACUCCCAAUAGACAAUAACGAUAACGAAAAAGCUGUUCAGUUGGCAGAUAUCAUAUUGCCACCAAAUAAUAAGCUUGAAGCUAUGAUGGCAGAAAAUAAAAAUGAUGAAGUCUUACCAGACGUAAAAGAAACAAUAGAAAGCGGAUCCCACGUAGAUCCCAGAGAAAAACAAGAUGAAUUAAAUAAUAUAGUUGAAUCUGAAGUCCCAAUAGACAAUAACGAUAACGAAAAAGCUGUUCAGUUGGCAGAUAUCAUAUUGCCACCAAAUAAUAAGCUUGAAGCUAUGAUGGCAGAAAAUAAAAAUGAUGAAGUCUUACCAGACGCAAAAGAAACAAUAGAAAGCGAAUCUAACGAUGAUCCCAGAGAAAAACAAGAUGAAUUAAAUAAUAUAGUUGAAUCUGAAGUCCCAAUAGACAAUAACGAUAACGAAAAAGCUGUUCAGUUAGCAGAUAUUGUAUUGCCACUAAAAAUUGAACUUGAUGGUAGUGCAGAAAACAUAAAUAGUGAAGUUUUACAAGAUAUAGAAGAAACAAAUAAAUAUUCAAGUGAAAACGAAGUAGGCGAUGUAACGGAAAAGGAUAAUGUUAGAAACGAAGAAAAAGAAUUCAACCAAAAUGAACUAAAUAAUAUAGUUGAAUCUGAAGCCCCAUUAGACAAUAGCAAUUACGAAAAAGUUGUUCAAUUGGCUGAUAUUAUAUUGCCACCAAAAACUGAAAUUGAAGUCAGUGAAGAAGAUAAAAGGGGCGAAGUUUUACCAGACGUAGAAGAAAUAAAUAAAAGUUUAAAUGUGAACGAUGUAGGUAAUGUGUCAGAAAAGGCCAAUGUUGGCAACGAAGAAAGUGAAUUCCAAAAUGGUGAACUAAACGAUAUAAUUGAAUCUGAAGCCCCAAGAGACAAUAAUAACAAAGAAAUUAUUGUUCAGUUGGCAGAUAUUAUAUUGCCACCAAAAUCUGAAUUUGACAGUAGUGCAGAUAAUAAAAAUGGUAAAGUUUUACCAGCCGUAGAAGAAGCACAUAAAAGUCUAAAUGAAAGCGAAGUAGACGAGGAAAAUAAAAGGGAGGAAGUUUUACCAAACGUGGAAGAAACAAAAGAAAGUGAAUUCCAAAAUGAUGCCAGAGGAAGCCUAGAUGAACUAAAUAAUAUAGUAGAAUCUGAAGCCCCAUUAAACAAUAAUAAUGACGAAAAUACUGUUCAGUUAGCAGAUAUUGUAUUGCCACCAAAUACUGAACUUGACGGUAAUGCAGAAAAUAAAAAUGAUGAAGUUUUACUUGAUUUAGAAGAAAGAAAUGAAAAUUUAAGUAAAAACCAAGUAGAUGAUGAAACAGAAAAGGAUACUGUUAAUAAAGAAAGCGAAUCUCAAAACGAAUCCAGAAAAAAUCAAGACGAACUAAAUAAUAUAAUUAACUCUGAAGUCCCAUUAGAUAAUAGCAAUAACGAAAAUACGAUUCAGUUGGCAGAUACUUUCUUGCCACUAAAAAUAGAACUUGAAAGAGGUGUAGAAAGCACAAGUAGUGAAGUUUUACCUGUGAAUGAAAAUUUUGAAGAAACAAACAAAAGUUUAAAUGAAAAUGAAGUAAGUGAUGUGACAGAAAAGGCCAAUGUUAGCAACGAAGAAAAUGAAUUCCAAAAUGACGCCAGUAAAGAACAGAGUGAACUUAGUGAUGUAAUUAAAUCUGAAGCCCCAAGAGACAAUAAUGACAAAGAAAUGACUGUUCAGUUAGCAGAUAUUAUAUUGCCACCAAAAUCUGAAUUUGAUAGUAGUGCAGAAAAUAAAAAUGCUAAAGAUUUACUAGAUGUAGAAGAACCAAAUGAAAGUCUAAAUGAAAGUGAAGUAGACGACAAAAACAAAAUGGGGGAAGUUUUACCAGACGCGGAAGAAACAAAAGAAAGCGAAUUCCAAAAUGAUGCCCGAGAAGAUGUACUAAGUAAUAUGAUUGAAUCUGAAGCUCCAUUAGACAAUAGUAAUUACGAAAAUACUAUUCAGUUAGCAGAUAUUGUAUUGCCCCUAAAAAUUGAACUUGAAGGUGGUGUAGAAAGCACAAGUAGUGAAGUUUUACCUGUAGAUGUAGAAGAAACAAAUAAAUAUUCAAGUGAAAGCGAAGUAAACGAAGGGGAUUUAACAGAAAAGGAUAAUGUUAGAAACGAAGAAAGCGGAUUCCAAAAUGAUGCCAGAGGAAGCCAAGAUGAACUGAAUGAUAUAAUUGAAUCUGAAGCCCCAUUAAACAAUAGUAAUUACGAAAAUACUGUUCAGUUGGCAGAUAUUAUAUUGCCACCAAAAACUGAACUUGAAGUCAGUGAAGAAAACAUAAAUGUUGAAGUUUUACCAAAUGAAACAAAUAAAAGCGAAGUAGAUGAUGCAGCUGAAAAAGAAAAUGUAAGCAAGGAAGAAAGUGCCCAAAAAAUAGAUGAUAGUGAUAGAGAAAAUACGGUUCAGUUGUCAGAUAAUAUAUUGCCACCAAAAAGAGAACUUGAAGGUGGUGUAGAAAGCAUAAGUAACGAAGUUUUACCUGUGAAUGAAGAUGUAAAAGAAACAAAUAAAAGUUUUAAUGUAAACGAACUCGGUGAUGUGACAGAAAAGGUCAAUGUCAACAACGAAGAAAGUGAAUUCCAAAAUGAUGUCGGUAAAGAACAGAGUGAACUUAGUGAUAUGAUUGAAUCUGAAUCCCCAAGAGACAAUAAUGACAAAGAAAUGACUGUUCAGUUAGCAGAUAUUAUAUUGCCACCUAAAACAGAACUUGAAGGUAAUUUAGAAAGCACAAGUGGUGAAGUUUUACCACAUGUAGAAGAAACAUAUAAAAGCGAAGUAGACGACGCAGUUGAAAAGGACAAUGUUAGCAACGAAGAAACUAUCCAAAAAGUAGAUGAUAGUGAGAAAGAAAAUACGAUUCAGUUGGUAGAUAUUAUAUUGCCACCAAAAACAGAGCUUGAAAAUGGUGUAGAAAACACAAGUGGUGAAGUUUUACCAAAUGUAGAAGAAACAAAUAAAAGCGAAGUUAAUGACGCAGCUGAAAAAGACCAUGUUAGCAACGAAGAAGUUUUCCAGAAAAUAGAUAAUAGUGAUAAAGAAAAUACUGUUCAGCUGGCAGACCUGAUAUUGCCACCGAAAUCUGAACUUAAAGUAAGUGAAGAAAACAUAAGCGGUGAAGUUUUACCAGAUGUAGAAGAAACAAAUAAAAGCGAAGUUAAUGACGCAGCUGAAAAGGUCAAUGUUAACAAUGAAGAAAGUAUACAGAAAAUAGAUAAUAGUGAUAAAGAAAAUACGGUUCAGUUAGCAGAUAUUAUAUUGCCACCAAAAACUGAAUUUGACGCUAGUGUAGAAAAGGAAAAUGGUGAAGCUUUACCAGAUAUAGAAGAAACAAAUAAAAGCUCAAGUGAAAACGAAGGAGAUGACAUAACCAAUAAAGCAAUUGAAAAGGAUGAUGUUAUCAACAAAGAAAGUAUUAAAAAAAUAGAUGAUAGUGAUAAAGAAAAUACUGUUCGGCUGGCAGACCUGAUAUUCCCACCAAAAUCUGAACUUAAAGUAAGUGAAGAAAACAAAAGCGUUGAAGUUUUACCAGAUGUAGAAGAAACAAAUAAAAGCGAAGUUAAUGACGCAGCUGAAAUGGUCAAUGUUAACAAUGAAGAAAGUAUCCAGAAAAUAGAUAAUAGUGAGAAAGAAAAUACGCUUCAGUUGGCAGAUAUUAUAUUGCCACCAAAAACAGAGCUUAAAAAUGGUGUAGAAAACACAAGUGGUGAAGUUUUACCAAAUGUAGAAGAAACAAAUAAAAGCGAAGUAGAUGAUACAGCUGAGAAGGACAAGGUCAACAAUGAAGAAACUAUCCAAAAAAUAGAUAAUAGUGAUAACGAAAAUACUGUUCAGUUGGUAGAUAUUAUAUUGCCACCAAAAACAGAGCUUGAAAAUGGUGUAGAAAGCACAAGUGGUGAAGUUUUACCACAUGUAGAAGAAACAAAUAAAAGCGAAGUAAACGACGCAGCUGAAAAGGACAAUGUUAGCAACGAAGAAAGUAUCCAAAAAAUAGAUAACAGUGAUAAAGAAAAUACGGUUCAGUUGACAGAUAUUAUAUUGCCACCAAAAAGAGAACUUGAAGGUAGUGUAGAAAGCACAAGUGGUGAAGUUUUACCUGUGAAUGAAGAUAUAAAAGAAACAAAUAAAAGUUUUAAUGAAAAUAAAGUAGAUGAUGUGACAGAAAAGGCCAAUGUUAGCAACGAAGAAAGUGAAUUCCAAAAUGAUGCCAGUAAAGAACAGGGUGAUAUAAAAGAUACUGUUCAGUUGGCAGAUAUUAUAUUGCCACCAAAAACUGAAUUUGACGCUAGUGCCGAAAACAAAAAUGGCGAAGCUUUACCAGAUAUAGAAAAAACAAAUAAAAGCUCAAGUGAAAACGAAGGAGAUGACGUAAUCGAAAAAGCAAUUGGAGAAGAAAAUGUUAGCAAUGAGGAACCAGAAGAGUUUGUUACUACAGAAACUUAUAUGGAACCAGUGAUCUAUAGGAAGAAAAGAGGCAUCAAUAUAAUUGAAGAGGAAAAUGUUUCACCGACUGUGGCUGGAUUCAAGUAUAAUGUGAAGGAUAGGAGACUGAACAACCACUUGGCUUAUAAUAAUAUUAAUUCGUGAAUAUUUUUUAAGGUUUAUUUAGGGAUUUAAAUGACAUUAUGUAUUGUAUUGUAUAGAGUUUUUUUUACUAGUAUUGUUGAUAUGUUUGUAUGAUGUGAUUGUAUAAUGUAAUUAUAAAGGUAUCAUUAUUAUUAUUUAUUAUAAGUGUGUAAAACGACUGUACAGUGAGAAAAUAUAAAUAAAACAAUUAAAGUUAAAAAGUAUAAUUAUUUAUUGACGUUCACUACGAAAAACUUACAUUUACAGGCACCUAAAAUGUACAUCCUUAUCCUAGGUACAACAUAAUGGCAAAUAAUCAAUUCUCCACGUGUUUUUGUUACACAAUAACAUCUCAAUGAUCACACAAACGAGAACGAAACAUAAAUAAAAUGUAACCUAAGGCAAGACAGAGACAUACCGGCUGGUAACUAUCUUUCACACCAAAGUUAAUGGACACAUACAAUUGUUUACACGCUACCAUUUCUAGUAUACUCGCUUCACUAUACAAAUUUUGAGGCACUAUUCGUAAACAGCUAAGAAACAAAUCACUUGUUCUAAUAAAA